This is a messenger RNA of Vespula pensylvanica (western yellowjacket), 5422 nucleotides long. RefSeq lists its product as uncharacterized. Bases 377 to 3232 code for a protein of 951 amino acids. The transcript is spliced from 6 exons. Gene Ontology annotation, molecular function: mitogen-activated protein kinase binding; cation binding; protein serine/threonine phosphatase activity. Gene Ontology annotation, biological process: protein dephosphorylation. The record is from RefSeq and is a predicted model, not a curated record. Gene Ontology annotation, cellular component: cytosol; nucleus. Lineage: Eukaryota; Metazoa; Arthropoda; Insecta; Hymenoptera; Vespidae.
AGAGAAAGAGAGGGGGGAAUCCCCUUCCACGACGAGACGCGUCUGUACGAGCGCGGCCCUAUCCCCACCAUUCGUACUUCGCCGAGGUUGCCACCGCUAUUCUUCGCGGGGCCAUGAUUGCGCGAGUGUGCGUGCGUCUGUUGAACUACGCGCGACCAGCCCAGUGCUGCUAGUAAAUGUAAGCCUUCCGUUCCCGUAUACGUGUCGAAAGAAAGAAAGAAAUAGAGAGAGAGAGAGAGAGAGAAAAAGAAAGAAAGAGAGAGAGAAAGAGGUGAGAGAGAGAGAGAGAGAGAGAAAGAGAGAGAAAGAGAAAGAGAGCGCGCUAGAGUUCCAGUCAGCGCGAGAAAAUAUUCUCUCGUUAAUUUGGCUAACCAUCAUGCCGUUAAGUAUCGGGGUUAAUUUAAGAGUGACCGGCCACUGUAAUCAAGGCGGUCGUAAGUACAUGGAGGACAUGUUCAGCGUGGCCUAUCAACAGACACCGGACGACAAGGAUUUGGAAUACGCCUUCUUUGGUAUUUUCGACGGCCAUGGGGGCGGCGAGGCUGCUGCAUUUGCAAAAGAACAUCUCAUGGACAUUAUCGUGAAGCAAAAGAAUUUUUGGAGCGAACGAGACGAGGAUGUACUCCGAGCCAUCAGGGACGGAUACGUGAAUACGCAUUAUGCGAUGUGGCGGGAGCUUGACAAAUGGCCAAGAACUGCAUCUGGAUUACCAUCUACUGCUGGCACUACAGCGAGCAUAGCUUUUAUAAGAAAAGGAAAAAUUUAUAUCGGACACGUAGGUGAUUCUGGAAUAAUAUUGGGACAUCAACCUGACGGAGAUCCGCAAUGGCGUGCAAAAGCAUUGACGAAAGAUCAUAAACCUGAAAGUGGUCCAGAAAUGAUACGCAUACAGGAAUCUGGUGGAAAAGUUGUUAGUAAAUCGGGCGUUCCAAGAGUCGUUUGGAAUAGGCCUAGAAUAGGACAUAAAGGUCCUGUUCGAAGAUCGACUCAUAUAGAUGAAAUUCCUUUUCUAGCUGUUGCUAGAUCCUUAGGUGAUCUUUGGAGUUACAAUUCAGAACUAGAUACAUUUAUAGUGUCUCCAGAACCAGAUGUUAAGGUAGUAGCGGUCGAUGUCAAGUCGUAUCGAUGUCUUAUUUUUGGAACAGAUGGUUUGUGGAAUAUGUUGACUCCCCAAGCAGCCGUAGCUAUUGUUCAAGCUGCAGAAAUGCACAAUGAGAAACACAUUAUAGCUUCUCAACAAACUGGCAAUGGGCAGGCUGAUGUGCAAAUGUGGAUAAAUCCUUCUAAAAGUUUAGUAGAUAGAGCAUUAGAAAGAUGGUCAUCUACCAGAUUACGGGCUGAUAAUACAAGCGUUGUCACCGUUAUGUUAGAUCCUCCAGGACCUUCUCGUAGCGAGGUAUUGUUGAAUCAAAAGAAGGAACGCGUGCUCUCGCCGAAAAGUAUAGUACAUCACGGAGUCCAACCACUUGACCCGACUAUUUUUAAUGAAAAUAUUGAAAAACCUAUGCCAAAUGUCGCUACUUCGUCUAUUUUAAGACACGUAACACCUAGUGAUUCGAAUAUAAUUGACACGAAGCAACCAGAUUCCUCUGACGAAGUUAGAGAUCAUUUAGAUGCUUCUAUGCAAAUGGAGAAUAAUUCAUACGUUGAGAAAUUAAUUUUAAACGUAGAUACCUGUGAUGUCGAUAAAAUUUUAUUGAAGAAAGAAAUCGAGGAUACUAUAUCUAACGUAGAAGGCAUACAAGUAGCAGAAAUCUCAUCUAGCGAUAUAUCCGAGGAAAUAGAAUAUUUGAAAUCAAAGGAAUCAAAAACUUUUAAUAAGACUGAAAGCUCGAACAAAUUCGAUAGUGAAAAAAUAAAAACUGAAAAGACGAAGGAAGAAGAAGAUGGGAAUAUUAGUUUAAACGUUGUCGAGGACCAGACGACUUUUCAAUCGAAUCAUGUUGAAACGAAGAGCGAAGAAAACGUUCCCGACAUAAUUCGACAGAAUGCAUUUAACGAGGCGUACGAAGUGACACCGUUCGUUAGUAAAUUCGGACGUCCUACCGCCAUAAUAUCUAGAAAAAGUACAUUGAAGGACGUUGAAUUGAUAAAUGUUUUACAUGGUCCACGACACAAGCAACAUUCGUUGAUAUCAUCUAAUUCGAGGGAAGAUAUUAGACCAACGAAAAGGAGACAUAGUUUGAGUUUACAAUCGCAAAAUAGUUUUUCUGAUAGCCUUCCAUUAGAAUCUAAAUCAUACAUGACAACAGUGAAUUCGAGAUUUAAGUCGAAAAGUACAAGGACGUUGGAAAAUGGAGACGAUACGGGAAAGAGUUCUGUGUGUGCUAGAACAAAUAGUAGCGGUGGAAUUAAUACAAAACGUAGGCAUAGUACGAUAUCGUCGCAAUCGAUAACAACGGUAGGGUUGGAGGAAGCAUGUACGACGCAAGAACCGUGUUUGAAAAGAAGAACACGUUCGGAGGAUCGUCCAACUCUUCCUAUCGAUGAAAACAAUCCAGCUAAUCAAACGAUAGAGGAUCCAAAUAGUCGUUUGAGUUGGCCUAACAAUGAUUCUUCCAUAAAUGCUAGAUCAGCAGGUGGUUCUAGUACCGUCUCGGUACAGGAAAGACUUUCUUCGCCAAAUACUUUCCAAAGAAGAAGCUUGGGGAAAAAAGCAACGCCUACGAAAAGUAUUAGACGAUCGUCUAUCAAUGGUCCUGCUCGUUUACAACAAUUAAGAGGUAUAUUUGGAUUAAGAGAUUGGGAUCAAGGAAGGAAUAAUCGAUCGAACGGUUGUAACGAUCGAAGGUUAAAUCGUACUGCGGGUAUUAUCGGACCACUGGAUUCUGGAAUGCCACAACGUUGGCUUAGAUCGGACACGAUGGCUGCAACUCCAGUUAAAACAUUGCGUUCACGUAACGUCGAUAUUACUGGUCAUACUAUUUCGGCACAAUUAGUUCAUCAUUAUGGAGUAGUCAAACAGAAUCGAUUAUCCUUACCUGCUAAAUUAAAGCAAUCCAAUAACAAUGGAGUAUUACAAUCUAAGAGGGUGAGGUCUUCCUCUAUGUCAUCUAAUAAAUUUAAACAAACAGGUACUAGUGGUACAAACGUAGGGGCAUGUUCUACAAUGAACAGUACAAGUACAGGAUCGAGUAAUGGUUCUGGUAUAGCUAAGUGGGUUAAAUCUCUAUGUAAUCCUAGUGCCAGAUCAUUGAGUACACGAUCUCGCAUCAAGCGCCUUGGAAAAUGAAAUUGCAUAAUCUAUAUCCUUGCUUUUCUUCACUUACUCAAUUAUUAUUAUUUUUUUUUUUUUCCCCAGUUUUCUUUUUCCAGUUUUUCCUUUUCCAGGGUUUCUUUUAUACAUAUAUAUAUUUUUUUGUUUCUUUAUUAUUACAAUACAAACGAAUACGUAUCAAUUCGGACAUAGCAUUUUAUUUAAAUAAUAUACCGUUAUAUAUACAUAUGACAUGGACUUAUAGAUAUACCAAGGACUUCGUUCGUACGCUCUCUUUUCACUGUUCUUAUUACAAAAUUCCAAUUCUAUAUUACCCUAUACGAAUUCGAUCAUUAAGAAAUUAUAACGAUGUAAUCAUAAUUCAGUAAACGGUCAAAAAGCAAUAGAUUUAAUAAAGCUAACGUAAUAACGUUGAAUAGACGACGUUUAUAAGUGUCAAUUGUAACGAUUGCUGGAACAACUAUCGAUCAUUUUUUUUUUUCAAUAUUUUAUUAUUAUUCUAACUUUUUUUUUUCUUUCUUUUUUAAUUCAUGUAUUUGAAAUUAUUGAUACAUUUUUUAUAAACGAAUAAGAGAGAAUGCAUGGUGUCUUGUACGAAGUACACUAGCAAUUACAUUCCAUGCAAAUUAAAGUACAUAAUUAUAAGUAGAAAAUUAUAAUUUAUCUUACGUUUUAAACAAAAAUAGAUUAUAUUCCAAUUAUCUUGUUUCCAAAUUGAAAUUCAUCCUUUUUCAUUCAUAACUUUUGCCGACAACGAUCAGUUCUUCCAGCAGUAUAAAUAUAUCACAAUGCUAAUUAAAAAGUUUCUACUUUUUAAACAGUUUAUAUUUCUUCAUUUGCAUAAAAUAGAUUUUGUGAUAAUCGAAUCUGUGAAAAAUGUGAAAUCAUUAUAUAUAAAUCGUAACGAUUGUAUAGACUACUUGUAACUUUUGAGAGAUAUCGUUCUUUAUACAAAAACAAUGAAUUGAUACGAAUGCAAUUUUAAAGAUGAAAUUGAAUAUUUAAUAAUUGAUUAUUACUUUAUUGGAAAGAAUAAAGAAAAAUUCUUAGAAAUAUUUGCGGAAGCGUCAAAUUUUAAGAUAAAGAGCGUGAAGAAAGGUUCAGUAAAAAAAAAAAAAAAAGAAAGAAACGUUUUAAGAGAAGUGAACAAAAUCUAGAGCAAAGAUAAUUUGUUAAUUGACAUGUGCCUAUAACAGUUACCAUUUUAACAUACAUGUACAGUACAUUCACAUACCAUACACUCAUUUAAAAAAAAAAAAAAAAAAAAAAAAGAAGAAGAAGAUAGAAAAAGAGGAUUUUGAUUCUUGCAUCGUAAUCAUUUUAUUUUUUCUUGUGAUAUUCACAUGCGAUAGAACUAAAUAAUAAUGUUGCAAAAAAAGAAAAAAAAUGCAACGACAACCUGUAAAAAGAUGCAUGAGUUUGAACUUUAUUGAAAAUUGUUAUGGUUUGUGAUAUGUGUAUGUGGUGGCUGCUGCAUAUAGCUGUAUAUAAUAUAGGUAUAUAUAUAUAUAUAUAUAUACAUGUAUACGUAUAUGUAUGUUAAUAUAUAUAUAUAUCAAUGGGUACAUAUAUAGAACAUAUACGUAUAUAUAUAUAUAUAUAUAUAAAUAGCAAAUGUAAUAUGAAUGUAUGUAGAUAAAAAUGUACAUGACCUUGCUAUGAAGAAUUCAAAGUAUAAACGAAAAGAAAUAAAAAAAAAAAAAAAAAAAAAAAAGAAGAAGAAAGAAAUAAAGAAAAGAAAAGAAAGAGUAGAAAGAAAAAAGCUAUUAUUCUUCAUUGCAUUUAUUUAUGUAUAAUUUUGAUAAGAAAGAAAAAUAAAUUGAAAUUGCCUUUGACACAAGUGUCGGAAUAAAAAGAUUUAAAAGAAAAAAAAAAUAAUAAUAAUAAUAGAAGUAGUAACAACAACAACAACAACAAUAAUAGUAAUAAUAAUAAUAAUAUAAUAAAUAUUCAUUAUAAAGAGACGAAGAGUAUUUUCAAAAUGCCGAAUAGUUGUUUUACAAAAGAAAUAUAGAAGUAAGUGGAGAAAGAAAUAUAAAGAAAAUAAUUAUCGAAAAGAAAUAUUUUAUCUCAGGUUUAAGGAAGCGUGGAAGUGCGAGAAAAGAGUAUAAAUGAUACGUUCGAACAAAUGUGUGUGAUCACGUUUAUAUAAUCUGUAUAUUUUAAUUAAAUAAACUGAAAUAUACAAAUUCUUUUCAUGAUGAA